Molecule: messenger RNA, 712 nt
Organism: Hyaloscypha bicolor E
Lineage: Eukaryota; Fungi; Ascomycota; Leotiomycetes; Helotiales; Hyaloscyphaceae
Exons: 4
Coding region: 1-645 (214 amino acids)
Source: RefSeq, a predicted model, not a curated record
AUGGCACUUUCAGAGAUUAUUCGCUUUGUUCUCCCUUCUCACUGUAAUGCCGAUUUUGUCAAGCUCCGUCAAUACCUUUCUCUACACGGCGGAGUCAAAACCCAGUAUUUUGGGGCCAUGGUUGCACCUGCAAAUGCCGCCUUGCCAAUUAAAAAUCAUGAGAUGUGCUGGGUCAUUCGUACGGCUCAGCUGAAUGCGCUCACUGAAGUCCAAGACGCGAAAUCUCUGCUCUUCCAUUUCCAAGAGGGGCAGAUCUCAAACUUGACGAAAGCUUUAGAAGCUGAGAUCUGUGAAUUUGCAAUCAUAAACCUCCUCUCCAAUGCCCCGAAAGCAAAUACAGACUUCAAGGAUUCAAUGCACAAGACAUACACAGAUUGCUACCGUAUGGAUGGAUUCGUUGGUGGAGACUGGGGAUAUGCUCUGAAUACCAAUGACACGAAUGGAAUGUUGGUUGACGAGGCGAGUAAUCAGCGGGUGGAAGAGAAAGAAAGAAGGCUGGCAUGUUAUUACCUUGGUUGGGAGAGCAUUGAUGCUCACCAAGCUGCUAGCAAGACUGAUAUAUUUGAUGAGGAGAUGGUUAAAUUGGCACCUUGGAUUGGAGAGGGGAGUGGGGCGUGGUAUGUGAAAUUCGAAAAGCAUGCCUAGACGCUGCCAAUCAAACUAAUAUGGAUACCUCAUUCUUCCAAUCCUUUUGUGUGCUACAGUGUUUAGA